Porites evermanni is the source of this 633-nucleotide messenger RNA. The record is from the annotation of a GenBank genome assembly. NCBI's taxonomy places the organism in Eukaryota, Metazoa, Cnidaria, Anthozoa, Scleractinia, Poritidae.
AUGAUAAGAUCUGUAUUGCAUUAUGUCAGUUCAAUCUGGACUAGUUGUGAUAAGGAGAAUUUAAGCCGUGUUUUUAAGCUACAAAAGAGAGCAGCAAAGGUAAUUUCCGACGCUAAUAACCAGGCGUCUAGUGUUAAGCUUUUUAUAGUCUACAGUGGCUUCCUUUUUAUGAAGAAGUGAAAAUAGCUAAAUGUUCUGUGGCAUAUAAACGCAUCAAAGGGUGAAGUUCCCUUAUAUACUGAAGACUCCUUAAGACUCAACAGUCAGCAACAUAGUCCUGCAACUAGAUAUAGUAAUAUAAAUUUUAUUUGCCCAAAAUUUAAUCGGGUGACCGAAGGCGGUAGGUCGUUCGCAGUUUCUACUUGCCAACUCUGGAACAGCUUAAAUCUAGAACUCAGAAAUGCAGCAUCACUAGAAUCCUUUAAGAAUAAUUAUCAAAAUAUCUUAUUUAAAGAGCAGCAGGAAUUACACCAUUUCAUAGUUUAAUCAUAUUCUUGUAUGUAUUUCACUAGCCAUAUCACUAGUUCUUAUACUCAUUCAUAUUGAUGUAGAACUUCUAUAUUUCCUUAGUUUUAUUUAUUUUGUACUUAGACUUUGUAUAUUCGGAAUCUUAUUUUUUUUUUCGUAAUUUUA